GUAAAAAACAAAAUACCAAAAACCCUACCUCCCCGCUCGUAUAAUAAUCCAAUAAAUUCCAGCCUAAUCCACCCUCCUCUCUUUUCAAACGACAAAAACCUCUUUCCAUCUCUCUUUUUCACACUACAAAACCCAUCCAUAUCUCAUAAAGAACAACAAAUCUCAUCUCAUAAAACAAAAGAUGGUGAGUUUGAUAUGGCAAGCAGCAAUGGAAGCGAUACAGAGAUCAUAUACAGCAGAAGAAGAUUACGAUGGCGUCGAAUACUGGACCAACCCAGAAAAAUCUGGUUGGUUAACGAAACAAGGCGAAUACAUAAAAACAUGGAGGCGUCGCUGGUUCGUGUUGAAACAGGGGAAAUUGUUUUGGUUUAAAGAUUCAAAUGUAAAUUCGCCUGAUGUUAAACCUCGUGGUGUUAUUUCUGUUGGUGCUAAUUGUCUUGCUGUUAAAUGUGCUCAGGAUAUUAUCUUCAAUCAGGAUUUUCCUUUCCAGAUUAUUACUAAUAGUUAUGAUUAUGAUACUCUGUAUUUUCUUGCUGAUUCUGUUAAAGAGAAGAACGAAUGGAUUAGUUCUAUUGGGAGAUCUAUCAUUCAACAUUCUCCUUCUUUGAUUGGUAAUUGAUUGGUCGAUGAUAACUAGGGUUUUUUCUUGUAUAGAAUUAUAGAAAUUGUAGAUGUGAUUAAUGAAAAUUUGUAAAAUUAGGGAUUUUUCAUGUUUUUGUAAUUCGAAGACUUUGAUUCUCGUUUGUGACUUGGUCACUGUUUGUUGAAUUUUAGAUGUUGAUUUUUAAGGAUUUUUAAUUGCAUG
Molecule: messenger RNA, 805 nt
Organism: Papaver somniferum (opium poppy)
Lineage: Eukaryota; Viridiplantae; Streptophyta; Magnoliopsida; Ranunculales; Papaveraceae
Product: pleckstrin homology domain-containing protein 1-like
Exons: 1
Coding region: 182-619 (145 amino acids)
Source: RefSeq, a predicted model, not a curated record